ACCGUACCAGACCAGACCUGCUCAGUGAGGAGCAGCAGAGGAAGUUUGUCCAGGAUGUCCAGUUGGCUCAGGCCCCAGAGGUGCUGCGACAGCUGGAAGACUUUAGGCAGAAGAGGAUGAUGGGUAUGACUCCUAACGCGGCAGAGCUGCUGGAGGUGGAGUCUCACUACCCCCACCGAUCGUAUCCCCAUGGAGAUGAAGGAGAAGGCCGUGGCAGAGACCCUGCUGGACAAAAUGUCUGAGAUCCACCCCUCCAUCGUGGCCGACGAGGAGAAAUGUUCGUCGAUCUUUGCAGCAGUGGCCUUCUACAUGAAGCACCUAGGAGUGAAGUCCAGGGUAGCUGAUAGUAAGAAGUCCAGAGGGUUCUUCAGGAGACCCCUUGGGAAGAAUAAGAAGAGUGAGGAGUCCACUAAAUCUAAACCGAAGGGGGGUUUUCCCAACAUCCUCAGCGCCGCCGGUGGCUGGAUUGCUGGCAGCACUGAGGUCAAACUUCCUAAAGUGGAGGCUGAAGUGGAUAAAGAGAAGGUGAAUCAGGAGCGUAAGGUUUCCAGCGGCCUCGCCCCCUCUCGAGGCUCCUCCGCCCCUGAUGCUGCUCCUCCAGCAUUAAACAGGAAGUCUGUUUCAACAGGAUCCUCCCCCCAUCAGGGUUUGGAGGUCAGCGAGGGCUCAGGGGUUCACAUCAGUGUGACCUCCAGCCCAGACUUCUCCCACAGCGAGAUGGGUCUGUUCAGCAGUCGUUCGGACCCCCAGUUGGUGGCGGAGGGUGGCGAGGUGUCCCCCGCGGGGAUGGCAGGGGGGCUGGCUAUAUGGGAGCCGCCCUCACCCAAUGAACCCCCCCUGGAGGAAAACCUGGACAAAGACAGACGCAAGACAAGGCGUGUGGGACGCAGUGAGAGUGCUCGCGUGGACAGACAUUCCUCCCGUCGGCGUGGCUCCUCCCGGGCCAAACAGUCGCGUUCCCGUAGCGACGUGGACCUGCAAGCCGCCGCCACGGCAGCACACUCCUCCCCGACCUCUCCCCAUCCCUCUGUUGAUGAAGGGGUGUUACUGCCCGAGGGUGUGCUCCCAGGUCUUUCCCUCUCUGGCCCCACCCCCCAGCAGGAGGAACAGGACCCUCGCCUCCUGGAGCUGGAGCAGGACCCGCCCAACUGGAGAGAACACACCCCCCCAGACACGCUCAAAGACCUCAGCAAGAAGGAGACCAAGCGGCAGGAGGUCAUCAACGAGUUGUUUGCGACGGAGCACGCCCACGUGCGCAUGCUGAGUGUUCUGCAGACAGUGUUCUGGAAGCCUCUGGAGAGAGAGGAACUCAUGACCGCCACAGAGCUGGCCACCAUCUUCCCCAGCCUGGAUGAGAUCAUAGACAUGCACUAUGCUUUCUACGAGCACCUGAAGAAGCUGCGUCAGCACAAUUUCAUCGUCAAGGCCAUCGGAACCACGUUACUCAAUAGGUUUGGAGGGACGGAGGGUGAGUGGUUUCAGAAGCUGACGUCUAGGUUCUGUAGUCACCAGACGUGGGCCCUGGAACAGCUGAAGAUGAGACAGAAGAAAGACCCUCGUUUCAACUCCUUCAUACUGGAGGCAGAGAGUAGGCCUCAGUGUCGUAGGCUGCAGCUGAAGGACAUCAUCCCCACUGAGAUGCAGAGGCUCACCAAAUACCCCCUACUGCUGGAAAACAUUGCCAAGUGCACAGAGGACACCUUGGAGAAGGAGAGUAUUCAGCAGAGUGCAGAGUGCUGUAGGAAGAUCCUCAACCACGUCAACGAGGAGGUCAAACAGAUGGAGAACCUGCUGACCCUGAAAGACUACCAGCGCAGGCUGGACACCUCAGGACUCAAACCCAGUAACGAGCUGUACCUGGAGUACAAGUACCUUGACCUGGCCCAGAGAAGGAUGAUCUAUGAGGGGCCUCUGACCUGGAGAGUGACCAAGGAGAAAACUUUAGAAGUGCAGUGUGUGUUGCUGGGGGAUCUGUUGGUGCUGUUACAGAAGCAGGAUGAUAAGAUGGUGCUGAAGUGUCAGAGUAAGAGUAACAUCGCUGUUCAGGAGGGCAAGCAGAUGCUCAGCCCUAUCAUCAAACUAGACUCUGCCUUCCUCCGAGAGGUGGCCACAGACCGUAAGGCUUUCUACGUGAUCUUCACCUGGGACAGCGGGGCUCAGAUCUACGAACUGGUGGCUCAAUCUGUCGGGGAGAGGAGGAACUGGACAGAUGUGAUCAAGAUGGCAGUAGAUGAGCUGAAGAAGACAGGACCUCCAUCUGACCUGAAGAGAGGAAACAGCAUCUUACCUGGAGGAAACCCAUACAGCCCCACCACGUUUCCUCAACCCCCUCUCAGCCCCACUGAAAAUGGAGGAGUCUUGUUGAAAAACAGCAUUGAACAAGAUAAGGACAUCCUGACGGAUGAGAUGAAGUCUGUGGACUCUCCUCAUUCUCUGAUUGAUUACCUCUCGGACAAAGGCUUCGACUUGAUUGGCCACAGCAACAGUGAUCAGGUGAAAGUGGCCAAUAGCGCGUUAAACGAAGUCAUGUCCCUCAAGAGGCUAUUGGUUGGCAGCAUCAGCCUAUCAGACAACUCACAGCCUGAUGAGGAGAAUGGAAGGGAGGAGCCAGAGAGACAGGACCAAGGACUACAAGGGGAGGAGGGUGGAGGGAUGAAGAUAGAGGAGGAAGGAGGGAUCAGUGCUCCUCUGGUUCUGUCCCAGGAGAGGAUGGAGGAGGUGUGCCGGAAACUGCAGAGUCUGGAGGUACAGCUGAAGAGACUGCAGGUGAGGAAGGAAGGAAGGAAGGAAGGAAGGGAGUUGUCGAGGAUUGAGUAAUGGGGUUGCAAAGGAUGACUGAAGCAUAAAAGGAGUGAGCCAAGGAGGACAGAUGGGGACAAACAGCAGCAUAGAAGAGAAAGAUAGAGAAAAUCACUUCACCAGGGCUUGUGCUGCUCUGCUGCUAUUGUCACUGAAAUGGCUAUGUGAAAUUGGAGUUCUGGGACAAUGGCCUUUGUCUGUAGCUAGCUGUGUGAUGUCACAAGGGCACCCACAAAAGGGAAAGAAGAUUAUGAAAGGAAGGGAUGGCGGAGACGGAGGGGUGAAGUGUGUGUGUGUGUGUGUGUGUGUGAUUCAGCAUUUAACUGUGUAUUAAUC
This is a messenger RNA of Oncorhynchus kisutch (coho salmon), 3135 nucleotides long. Its product is annotated as rho guanine nucleotide exchange factor 1. Lineage: Eukaryota; Metazoa; Chordata; Actinopteri; Salmoniformes; Salmonidae. The transcript is spliced from 23 exons. Gene Ontology annotation, cellular component: cytoplasm. Gene Ontology annotation, biological process: intracellular signal transduction; G protein-coupled receptor signaling pathway. The coding region runs from base 190 to 2817 and encodes 875 amino acids. The record is from RefSeq and is a predicted model, not a curated record. Gene Ontology annotation, molecular function: guanyl-nucleotide exchange factor activity; G protein-coupled receptor binding.